Molecule: messenger RNA, 1019 nt
Organism: Helianthus annuus (common sunflower)
Lineage: Eukaryota; Viridiplantae; Streptophyta; Magnoliopsida; Asterales; Asteraceae
Product: non-specific lipid-transfer protein-like protein At5g64080
Exons: 3
Coding region: 211-867 (218 amino acids)
Source: RefSeq, a predicted model, not a curated record
AUAAAAGGAGAAUUUAAUUUGUACAGCUCAAGUUAGGCCAUAUCUUUCCACCUUUCCCAGUCAAUGCUAUCCAACUACCAUCAUUAUUCUAUAUACUUGCAAACACCCUAAUGCAAGUUCAUCACUUUUGAACACAUUAACUCAUUAAAAACCCUUCUCAUAUUUCUUCCUACAAUACCACCAUCACUUCACCACCAUUGUUUUCUAAUCAUGGUUAAAUCAAACACCACCAUUAUGAUUGUUGGCAUCUUGGUGGCACUGAUUUUCACUGGGCUUCCAUGUUUGGAAGCCCAAUCUCCAAUGGGAGCACCGGUGAUGUCACCAGGCUCACCAAAUGUGAUGGCACCUAGCUCGCCAACGGUGAUGUCACCGAGCUCACCAACUGCGAUGGCACCCGGUCCAGAUUGUCUUACGGCACUGGCUAAUGUUUCUGAUUGCUUGGGUUUUGUUCAGGUUGGAAGCAACCUGACUGUUCCGGACAAAAAUUGUUGUCCGGAAUUUGCAGGGUUGCUAGAGAGCAACCCUAUUUGCUUGUGUACCAUGAUUGAUCAAGCUGAAGCCUAUUCAAUAGAUCUAAGUAGGGCGCUCAUGCUUCCUGAUGUUUGUAAGGUGUCAGUUCCUUCUCUUGACUCUUGCCCAGCUACUCCGGCAUCAGCUCCCGCACCUGGCACUGCAAGUGAAAUAGCACCUCCCACCGCAAGCGAAUUAGCACCUGGAGCAACAACAGCCGGUCCAGGGCCCGCUGGCGGAGAAGCCUUGAGCCCUACUGAGUCUAGUGGUAGCAAUGGAACUUCGGGCACGACAGUUCACGAUCUUUCGACCAUCAUUUGCUUGGCGGUUGCUAUCUUCGUAGCAUACUACAUUUAGUUUAUUUUUUUUUAAUUUACUAUAUGCAUCUUAUUCUCCACAUUUAUCGCCACAUUUAUCGUAUUUUGUUAUAUUUAUAAGUUACAUUAUUCACACAUUGGAUGUUUGAUGUAGUUAAUAAUAUCUAGUGAGUUGAAUCUGUUUUAUUUUAA